This is a messenger RNA of Ylistrum balloti, 3306 nucleotides long. RefSeq lists its product as uncharacterized. NCBI's taxonomy places the organism in Eukaryota, Metazoa, Mollusca, Bivalvia, Pectinida, Pectinidae. The coding region runs from base 1 to 3306 and encodes 1101 amino acids. The transcript has 16 exons. Gene Ontology annotation, molecular function: calcium ion binding. The record is from RefSeq and is a predicted model, not a curated record.
AUGAAGACGUUCGGGCUUAUUGCUUCGUGUUUCUGGCUUGCACAAUUCAAACUAUGCAGCUCCCAUCAAGAGAGAUCCCUCUUAUCUUAUAUGAUAAAAGAAGAGACAGCCAAAUCUUUCCUAGCCACUUCUAGAAUCAACAGGAGAAGUGCUGAGUUGUGUGCCAACGAUGAAUGGGGUUACUGUGAGGUGAAUAAAGACGAAUGCCGAAAACAUGUUGAAAGUACACGUGAAUCACGCUGCCAAUCCGUUUCCUGUCCGCCCGGAAUGACAUGCUACAUGUCUACACCCUGUCCGAGCCAUUUUGCAACCGAAUGUGAUCCAAAUCCCUGCCUUGGAAUGCCAUGUGAGAAUGGUGCCACUUGUACAACAGUCGGUACGAAUUACACGUGUACGUGUAAGCCGACCUACUACGGGCACACCUGCUCAUACGUGGACGCCUGCCACACAUCGCCUUGCGAAAACGGCGCAACUUGUCAUAGGGAUGGAUCAAACUUCAACUGUUCCUGUACAAAUCGAUUCACUGGAUCACAAUGUACCCAAGAUUGUAGACCAGGACCAGCCGAUAUCGUCAUCAUAUUGGAUGGCUCAACUAGCACCGAGCAAGUGUUUAAUUCUUCCAGACAGUUUGCCGCAUCGUUUGUGGAAGGCUUGUCCAUAGACUCAGAUGAUUUCCGAGUAGCAAUGCUUACAUAUUCAGUAGAUGUGCAUGUGGAAUUCAAUUUUACAACACAUACAAACAAAUCGUCUUUGCUUGCUGCUAUUAAAAAUGUUUCCAGUAGGACAGGCAUAUCAUACCUACACACAGCUCUGAUGAAAGCCCAGAAGAUAAUAAUUUCCGAAUCAUCACCAGGAGUGCAGAAAUAUGUCCUCGUGGUAUCCGAUGGGCUUUCCACUCGUCGACAAGAAGCCAUAGGGCAGUCUCAAUUACUAAGAAAUUAUGGUGUUAAGGUUCUUUGCGUGGGGAUCGGAAGGCAGGUAGCCCAAGAGGAACUACUGCAGAUAGCCUACGGUAUUUCUUAUGUCUUCACUUCAGACAACAAUGACGCCCUCAAUGCUGUUCUUAUGGAGACCGCAGACACAAAUUGCAUAGAUUGCGUCCUGAAUAACGCCUCCGAUAUUGUAUUGCUGGUAGAUGUGUCUAAACACCAGAACAAUCAACUACAGAGAACACUAGACAUGAUUAGAUUCUUUAUACAACAGACCCGGGCAUAUAUCUCCGACACAAGGUUUGCUUUGGUCACAUUCGACGUUCGUCAACAUGUGAUAUUUAGCUUGACUGACAAUCAGCAUACCGACAGUAUACUCGUCAAAAGUCAAAUAGGCAUCACUUCCUCCGACCAGGAGUCUAAUGCUAGUUCUGCAUUAUCCUUUGUUCGAACAUCAGUAUUAAGUACUGCUAGAGAUACUAGUCGGAAGUUUGUUGUAGUGUUCUCUGAUGAAAGUUUGACAGACGUGGAUGCAAUUGUUUCUGAGAGACAGGCGCUGAAUAUGGAUAAUGUCACCGUGGCGUUUGUUCCAGUUGGAAGCUCUGUUGAUCCUGACACUGUGUAUUCUAUAGCUUACGACGCCAGCGAUGUCUACUAUAUUGGGCAAGACAAGGAGGACCAUGAUGAAGAGAGGCUAAAGGCCUUGGUAGCCCGAACGGCUCACGAUCCUAUGAUGAAGACGUUCGGAGAGGUUGUUUUAUAUUUCUUGCUGGCACUAUUGAAAACAAAUGCCUGCCUUGGAAUGCCAUGUGAGAAUGGUGCCACAUGUACAACAGUCGGUACUACGUACAAGUGCACGUGUACGCCUGCUUACUACGGAUCAACAUGCUCAUACGUGAACGGUUGCCUCUCCAAUCCUUGUGCUAAUGGAGGAACAUGUACCAAGGUAGACUCUGACUUUAGAUGUGGAUGUACUAAUGAGCACCAAGGAGAAACCUGUCAGCAACGAAGUCCAUGUUAUGGACAACCUUGCAAGAAUGGAGCCACGUGCCAAUAUUCUGGGACAACAUACACGUGCGCCUGUAACUCCGGAUUCUAUGGAGUCGACUGUGAAAAUGUUGAUGCUUGCCUCAGCUCGCCUUGUCAAAACGGCGCUACCUGUCAUAGAGUCGGACCGAAUUUCAACUGUUCAUGUACAGAUCGCUAUACUGGGUCACGUUGUAGCGAAGAUUGUAGACCAGGACCAGCCGAUAUCGUUAUCAUAUUAGAUGGCUCAACUAGCACCGAGCAAGUGUUUAAUUCUUCCAGACAGUUUGCCAUAUCGUUUGUGGAAGGCUUGUCCAUAGACUCAGAUGAUUUCCGAGUAGCAAUGAUUACAUAUUCAGUAGAUGUGUAUGUUGAAUUUGAGUUUAAUACACAUACAAAUAAAUCGUCUUUACUUGCUGCUAUGAACAAUGUUUCCAGUAGGGCAGGCGUAUCCUAUCUACACACAGCUCUGAGGAAGGCCAAGGAGAUAUUAAUUUCCGAAUCAUCACCAGGAGUGCAGAAAUAUGUCCUCGUGGUAUCAGAUGGGCUUUCCACUCGCCGACAACAGGCCAUACGGCAGUCCCGAUUACUACGAAAUUAUGGUGUUAAGGUUCUUUGCGUUGGGAUAGGAAGGCAGGUAGCUCAAGAGGAACUGCUGCAGAUAGCCUCAGAUAUUCCUUAUGUCUUCACUUCAGACAACAAUGACGCCCUCAAUGCUGUUCUUAUGGAGACCGCUAACGUGGGUUGCACAGACUGCGUCCUAAAUAACGCCUCCGAUAUUGUAUUGCUGGUAGAUGUGUCUAAACACCAGAACAAUCAACUGCAGAGAACACUAGACAUAAUUAGAUUCUUUAUACAACAGACCCGGGCAUAUAUCUCCGAUACAAGGUUUGCUUUGGUCACAUUCGACGUUCGUCAACAUGUGAUAUUUAGCUUGACUGACAAUCAGGAUACCGACAGUAUACUCGUCAACAGUCAAAUAGGCAUCACUUCCUCUGACCAGGAGUCUAAUGCCAGUUCUGCAUUAUCCUUUGUUCGAACAUCAGUAUUAAGUACUGCUAGAGAUACUAGUCGGAAGUUUGUUGUAGUGUUCUCUAAUGAAGGUUUGACAGACGUGAAUGCAAUUGUGUCCGAGAGACAGGUGCUGGAUAUGGAUAAUGUCACCGUGGCGUUUGUUCCAGUUGGAAACUCUGUUGAUCUUGACACGGUGUAUUCUUUAGCUUACGACGCCAGCGAUGUCUACUAUAUUGGGCAAGACAAGGAGGAUCAUGAUGAAGAGAGGCUAAAGGCCUUGGUAGCCCGAACGGCUCACGUAGAAUGUGAUUCUGAUCUGUUUUCUAAACGACAAUGA